This is a messenger RNA of Scatophagus argus, 2234 nucleotides long. Its product is annotated as sodium- and chloride-dependent GABA transporter 2-like. NCBI's taxonomy places the organism in Eukaryota, Metazoa, Chordata, Actinopteri, Scatophagidae. The transcript is spliced from 15 exons. Gene Ontology annotation, biological process: sodium ion transmembrane transport. The record is from RefSeq and is a predicted model, not a curated record. Gene Ontology annotation, cellular component: membrane. The coding region runs from base 16 to 2025 and encodes 669 amino acids.
UUCUUUCUGAGCGGUAUGGCAGACUUUCUGUGCAGGCUGUGCCCUAUUCCCCAAAAGAUGACUUCACAAACAGUCAAGGAGCGUGGCAAAUGGGGUAGCAAAAAGGAGUUCAUUCUGUCUGUAGCUGGUGCUAUUAUUGGACUUGGAAAUGUGUGGAGAUUUCCAUAUUUAUGCUACAAGAACGGUGGUGGUGCGUUCUUCAUUCCUUACAUCCUCUUCCUCGUGGCCUGUGGCAUUCCUCUGUUUGUGCUGGAGACUGCACUGGGCCAGUACACUAGUCAGGGAGGAAUCAUGUGUUGGAGGAAGAUUUGCCCCUUGUUUGAAGGAAUGGGAUAUGCCAGCCAAAUGAUCAUUUUCUAUGGAUCUAUCAGCUACAUUGUGAUUUUAGCCUGGGCUUUUCUCUACUUUUUCUGUUCCUUCUCUGAUGAGCUGCCCUGGGCCUCCUGUAAUAACACAUGGAAUACAGAAUCUUGUAUGGUAUUGAACAACUAUAAUGCCACUGCUAACUGGACCUCGCCUAUGAAUACAUCAUCAUCUGUAACAGAGUUUUGGCAGCGACGGGUGUUAAAAAUAUCCACUGGCAUCGAGGCCUUAGGAAACGUACAGUGGGACCUUUCUUUGUGCCUUCUUCUGGCCUGGACCCUCUGCUACUUCUGUGUCUGGAAGGGAGUGAGAUCCACAGGGAAGGCUGCCUACUUCACAGCCACAUUCCCCUUUGUCAUGUUGUUCGUGCUGUUGAUCAGAGGAAUUACUCUUCCCGGAGCUUUCCAUGGUAUUAAGUACUACCUGUACCCCAACACCACACGGCUUGCUGAUCCACAGGUUUGGAUGGAUGCUGGAACCCAAAUAUUUUAUUCAUAUGCCAUAUGUUUGGGAUGCUUGACUACGCUUGGGAGCUAUAACAAGUACAACAACAACUGCUACAGAGACUCCUUCUAUCUUUGCUUCUUGAACAGUGGGACCAGCUUUGUAUCUGGCUUUGCCAUUUUCUCAGUCCUGGGCUACAUGUCAGAAAAACAGGGUGUUGACAUUCCGUCUGUUGCUGAGUCAGGCCCUGGCCUUGUGUUCAUAGUCUUCCCACAAGCUGUGACCCUUCUGCCAUGGCCUCAGGUCUGGUCCGCGUGUUUCUUUUCCAUGAUCAUCUUGUUAGGAAUAGACGGUCAGUUUGCUGGGCUUGAAAGCAUCAUGACCUCUUUAACGGAUCUCUACCCUUCCCAGAUACAAAAAGGAUAUCGCAGAGAGCUUGUUCUGCUGUUGAUAUGUGCCUUUAGUUAUGUAAUUGGCCUGUUAUUGGUGUCAGAGGCUGGCGCAUACAUUCUGCAGAUCUUUGAUCACUACGUAUGCAGCGGUCCUACUCUUCUCCUAAUGGCAAUCUUGCAGUCGGUGAUUAUUGGAUGGAUUUAUGGUGCUGAACGCUUCAGUGACAACAUUGAAGACAUGAUUGGCUACAAACCUCUAUCGCUGAUCAAAUACUGCUGGAUGUAUGGCACCCCCGUUACUUGUGGUGGCACAUUUGUGUUUUUGAUCCUGAGAUACACACCCAUGAGAUUCAACAACUCUUAUGUGUAUCCUUGGUGGGCAUACUGGAUAGGCUGGUUUCUGGCCAUGUCGUCUCUUGCAAUGAUUCCAGUGACUAUGAUCUGCAAACUGGCCAAAGAUAAAGGGACACUUUGGCAGCGUCUCAAGUCAAGCUCCCAACCAGCCAAAGACCUUCCAGUAAUGGCAAAGGAAAUGACAAGCCUCACUGCCUCACUUCACGUCCCUGAUGACGGAAAAACGACAUGCAAUAUUGUGGCAGCACUUGAAACCAGCUCCAUGAAUUGGCGAUCUUCAACAGACAUUUGGGGUUUCUCCUCAUACCCCUUCUCUGGGAAGUCAUGGUGGUACUGGGUUACAAGAAGGCUCUCAAGUUUCUCAAGUCCGAUGCCAUUUACCGAUGCCACAGGCCUACCAUAUUUAUCCACAGCUGAAGAUGAAAUAAGUGGUCCAUUUACCACCCAUCCUAAAAGAGUUCUUGCAGCAUAAGGAUCAUUACCUUGACUAUUUAUAAUUUGCCAGGGUUCCUUUGCCUUGGGAACAUCUACUCCAAUCAAGAGUUGCAUCAAUCUCUUGCAACUGUAUUUCCUUCAAGUACGGCCUGUAGAGGUCCUUUUGAGAAAGAUUGUUCUCCUUUGUCACUAGUAUCUUUUUGAGUGUAUGUUUUAGGUAAAUCAAUAAAAUUAUUUCCAUCCAAA